Molecule: messenger RNA, 744 nt
Organism: Acanthamoeba castellanii str. Neff
Lineage: Eukaryota; Discosea; Longamoebia; Acanthamoebidae
Product: MORN domain repeat containing protein
Exons: 4
Cellular component (GO): cytosol
Source: RefSeq, a predicted model, not a curated record
CCGCGCCCCUCGCCUCCCGGCCGCCCCGGACCCGCCGCCACCGCCACCGCGCCUUCCAGGCCGUCGCCGGCCCAGCAGCAGGUGGGCACGCUGCGCAGCAAGGACCCGCUGCUCGACACCCUGUCGAGCGCGUCGACGCUCACCUUGGUCGAGGUGGUUGACGAGCCGACCACCUCGUCGUCACCCACCACGAAGAGGUCGCCCAACGAGAUCGUGGAGAAGGAGUACACGUGGGACAACGGCGACCGCUACUCGGGCCAGUUCAAGGGCCAGUUCCAGCACGGGCGCGGCACCCUGUGGUACGCCUCGGGCAACAAAUACGAGGGCGACUGGAAGGACGGCCUGCGCCACGGCCACGGCGUCUACUCCUUCAAGAACGGCGAUCGCUACGAGGGUGAGUACUUGGACAACAAGAAGCACGGCUAUGGUGUGUUCACCUUCACCACGGGCGAGAAGUACGAGGGCAUGUGGCGUGACGACAAGCAGCACGGCAAGGGCAAGUACACCUACGCCUCGGGCAACGUCUACGACGGCGACUGGCUCAAUGACGAGAAGUCCGGCCUGGGCACCUACAGCUGGAUCAACGGCGAGAGAUUCGAGGGCAGGUGGCGCGCCAACAAGAAGCACGGGCAGGGCAAGCUCUUCUUCGCGGACGGAGAGUCGGCCAUGCAGUGGUACGACGAUGGCAAGCUCAUCAAGCAGGAGGGCGACAGCGAUGAUGACACCGACACCGGCUCCGACUAA